AAUAGAACUGUGCUUCAGUGGAAUAUACGUAUAUCUGCCUAAUAGUCUAAUGCAUUUAAGUAUUUGUUAACUGAAUAAAGAAAUGCAUGUCCCACUAGGUGAACUACUACGACACACAGUUGUUUGACAAUAAAAUAGGGGUGCCCUGUGAAAUAAAACCCCUGUUUAGUUAUUUUGUUGCCCCAAGUAGACUAUACAGUUUCAAGUGGUUCAGUUUGUUUACUGAAGUUGGGCUGCAGUGUCGUGAUGAUCUCAAAAGCCUUGAUUCCAGCUUUGCCAUUAAAAUGAGGAAUUAUAAAUAGGCUUCUACAGCAUGAUAGUGGUUUAAAAUGUCACAUAUGUUAUUAAUCAUAUGUAAAAAAUAUUUUUUAAUGAAGAAACAACUUUUGUGAAAUUUUAAGUGAUGACGUAGCAGCAAGCGAAGUUCAGACCAUGAGCGAGGUGAAGAUGAGUAGCAGCUUUGCUUUCAGUUCAGUGUAAAAGUAUACUAAAACGAUACAGAUAGUGUCAGUGUAUUCGCGAAUAUUUGGCUGUCUUAAAUGUAAUGCCUAGUCUAUAUGUUACUAGAAAUUAGAGAACCUUUAAUUAAAGAAGUUAUUAGUUAUAACAGUGGCGAGUUUGCAAAGAGCGAGUUGCUGCUUUCUACUGGAACAGCGACGAGUUUCAGCCUCGGAGAACCAGGAGCGAGACGAAGAUAGUCGCUGGCAGAUCCCCGAUCUUGCUUUGGAAUAUGCUCAGUUUAACCAAGUCUUAUAUUUCUAAAACCUCGGAUCCAUGGUGAGGAGAAAAAAGACACCAUCUGCUCCCGAAGAACAUCAAAAUGGGAUGACAGUGAAACAGGGGGAUGGCAGUGGGGAUGAAGGGGUGAAGAAAUUGAGCCGAAAGCUUGAAGGUUGCGAGGAAGAGGAGAGCGGAGACCAGGGGAGUGAAGAGAGCAAUACAAAGAAAAACGGAGAUGAAAUUCCUAAUCUAUCAUCUACUGGUUCCUCAAGUUCGGCUCCAAUACCCUCGACUUCUUCAUCGAACCCACUGGGACCUAACGUUAGUUCGACCCAAGAUACAUCCACACCUGUCCCUCAAAGCCAGGAUCAGCACCAUUUCCUAAGGUCCAGCGUACGACCUCCUAGCAAACGGCUGCGGAAGGAUCCCAUUGCCUCAGCUAUCAAUGGUCACAGCGGUGUCAAGGGGAAAGGUGCGGAGAAUGGGGCUUCUGUGCUGGUGGGGUGCGCCCAAUCAGCUUCCCCGGGUGGGUCGAGCGGUGGGGCCUCAAAGUCGGGGCCCCGGAGCCUGGGGGCCAGCGACAAGGACGAGGCGGGCAGCAGCCAGAAGAAAGUGCGCAGGCAGUGGGAGUCCUGGAGCACGGAGGACAAGAACACCUUCUUCCAGGGGCUGUAUGAGCACGGCAAGGAUUUUGAAGCCAUCCAGAACAACAUUGCACUGAAGUAUAAGAAGAAGGGCAAGCCGGCCAGCAUGGUGAAGAACAAGGAGCAGGUGCGGCACUUCUACUACCGCACGUGGCACAAGAUCUCCAAGUACAUCGACUUCAGCAACGUGUACUCGCGGGUGCUGAAGAAGUCCUCCCAGGAGCUGUACGGACUCAUCUGCUACGCCGAGCUGAGGAAGAAGGUUGGCGGCCUAAUGGACGACAAGAACGUGGCCAAGCUCAACGAGCUCAUUCAGCACGGGGCUACCACAGUGCGCUCCAAGGGCAGGAACCUGCGGAUCAAAGUGCCCAUGUGUCGAGCGCUUAAGAAACUUUGCGAUCCUGAUGGCGUCAGCGAUGAGGAGGACCAGAAGCCUGUGCGGUUGCCCCUCAAGGUGCCCAUGGAGCUGCAGCCUCGCAGUAACCACUCCUGGGCUCGAGUCCAGAGCCUGGCACACAACCCCAGGCUCAGGAUGAUGGUAGAGCUGCACAGGAAGGUGUCCAGCCUGAUCGAGUUCCUCAAGCAGAAAUGGGCCAUCCAAGACCACAGAAUUUGGAAGAGCCUGGAGGAGCGGGACGCCCUGGAGGCUCAGCAGCACUCCCCCUGGGGGCGGGGGCGGGAGCAGGAGGAGCUCUUCCUGUACCCGGCCGAGAGCAGCACGCUGACGCCGCUGCCGGGCGUGGCCCGCGUGGUGCACUCCAAGGCCUUUUGCACCGUGCACUGGCUGGAGAGCGGGAAGUGCCGGGCCGGGGGCCGGGACCUGCCCGCCGCCCACAUCCUGGGCAUCCAGGCGGCCCCCAGGGGCCCCGGGAGGCAGGGCCGCGCGGGUGGGGCCGGGGGCGAGGCGCGGCGGGCCGAGAGCGUGGUCGCCGAGGCGACGGACGAGGCUGUGACGGGAGGGGCGGCGGACGACAAAACGCGGGGCCCCUCGAGCCAGCCGCAGAACAGCCCCACGCCUCCCCACCCCCCACGCGCCCCCGCACAGAAGGAGGGGACCCCGCCGGGCCCUGCGGUGGCUCCUCCCCCGCUGCUGGAGAGCAGGAGCAGCCCGGGGGAGGGGCCCGUCUCCGGGGAGACCGGAGGCGACCAGGGGACGGGCGACGCGUCGGGGCAGAGCCUUGCCCCACCGGCGCGGGAGGGGCCGUGCGUCGAGUUCACUUCGUCCCCCAGAAAAGACUCGGCCGACUCUCUCAGGGACGGCGGGGGGAGCGCGCGCUGCGCGGAGGACAGGACUGAAGGGACGGGCCUGUCCCCAGAGGGGCCUGCCGCCGCUGGAGGUUCCCCUCCUCCCCUGCAGCCGGCGGGGGGGGACGCCUGCACUAAAGAAGACCAGGCCCCCGAGGAGGGGCGGAGCGGCAGGAGGGCCGCUGGGAAGGAGGACGCGGGCGGGGCCGGGGGGGCGGGCGGGGCGGGCGGGGCGGGCGGGAGGCCCCCGCAGCAGAUCCGGGAGGAGGGCUGGUGCACGCGCAGCACGGAGAACGUCACGCUGGCCGAGCUCUACCUCAUGCUGGGCAAGCCGGGGAAGCUGCAGCUGGAGUACGAGUGGCUGCCCGUGUCCCGUGACGACGGCCCGCCGCACCCCAGCCCCCGGCCCCGGCCCCGGCCCGCCACCCACCGCGUCCUGCGCUGCCUGCUGCGGCUCGUCUCCUCCGAGGUCAACCCCAAACCCGCCACAGAGCUGUGCUCCUCCGCCACCUCGCCGCUGAAGCCCGGGCUGGAGGACCAGUCCGGCACCCCGCCAGGGAAGGGCAUGGCGCUGGGGGUGCGCAGUCCCAGCUGCGGGCGCCACCAGGCCUCCGUCCGGGGGGGCGUGCGGAACCUCCCCCGCUCGCUGCUGGCCCCGGGGGCCUCGGGGGACGCGGACAGCAGCCUCUUCGCCGUCCCCACCACGCUGCCGCCCAACAGCCGCCACGGGAAGAUGUUCUCCCCCAACAAGGAGGCGGAGCUGGCCUUCCGCCAGCAGCUGCACUCCUUCAGCAUGCAGUCCGACCUUUUCCUCCCCAAACAGAGAAAGUUCCGGAACCGUCACCUACGGAAGCCUCUCGUGGUGCAGAGAACCCUGCUCCCUCGAACCACCGGGGACGCCUCCCAGCACGUCUGCUCCUUCUCCAUCCUCUCCAACUCCUCCAUCGCAGGUACCGGAUCUUUCCGGCCCAUCCAGCCCUCCCUGCAGGCCGCCCCCCGCCCCGCCCUCCCCAAAGCCGUUCCCCAGAGCUCCGCCACAUCCAGCCAGCUCUCCAGUACCAUCGACCUGGCCGCCAAGUCGGCGGGCAUCAUUCCGGGCAGCCCGUCCCAGGAGCCGGAGGGCCCCGGCGCGGUCGGCCUCCUCCUGGCUCCGGACGCGGCGACGCUGCCGGAGCCCAAAAGGGACCUCCUCCCCCAGACCCCGGCCGCCAUCGUCCCCGCCGAGGCCGCUUUGGACAACGGGCUGUCUCCCCUGUCUCCUGCGGGAGACGCAGACACCCUCCUGUCCCCCCCCAGCGUGGCCUCCCUGCUGGACAUCUCCCUACCCGGCCCGCCCGAGGAGGUGCUGUCCCAGGGCGAGGCCGCCUCCCACAUCAGCGACUCCAUUAUCGAGCUGGCCAUCAACUCCGCACAUUACGGCGACAGCUCCUCCCUCUCCCCCGCCAAGCUGAAUGGGGGCGACGUGUCCCGCAGCCUCCCCUCCCCCGCCUGCAGUCCUCAGAGGAGCUGGAUCGCCUCUCCCUCUCACGACCCGCAGUGGUACCCCAACGAGUCCAGCGACUCCACGCUCAGCUGCCUGCUCUCGAGCCUUAUCUCCCCGGAAAAGGGGCGGAAGAUGCUGACCCCCUCGGGCCCCUCCAGCGGGACGUCCCUGCUGGGCCCCAGCCUCCUGGACAGCAGCUCCAGGGACUCCUUCCACUCCCGCGGGCUGCCCGACGUCGGAGAGGUGGACUCCCAGCUGGCGUGCAUGAUGAGCGAGAGCAGCGUGGACUACAUCGCCCGCUUCAACGACCUGGCGCAGGAGCUGUCCGUCAGCGAGCCGCCGCCCCCGCCCCCGGGCCCGAGCGGCAGCGGCUGAGGGAGGAGCGGGGCGGCGGUGGGGAGCACUCGCCGUUUCACAGCGCGGACCCCCGGAGGGCCGGGACCCGUGUAUAGAGGAAGACCUCGGCGGCGUUGCGUCGGAACUGGCCUGAGAGCGCGCGGUAGAGGGCUAACGCGGCGCGGCGCAACGAGAAGCCGACGCCGAACGGCUCGGGGUCGUGGGGGGGAGGGCGUCCGUCCCGGUCGUUCGAGUGCCCCUGCGCUUGGAACGGAUCCGAUCGCUGAGUCUGAAUGGGCUGGGUGCGGGACCUUCCCUGGUCAGCGGUUCUCCGGUCUGUUCUGCUCGCGUGCGAGACGGCAAAGCCAGUCAUCAGCCUGCCCUCUCCCGGAGACCCCUCCAGAAAAUCUCAACUGAAAGUUGUUUACAAAACGAAACUUUAUUACUACUUUAUUUUUUUUUAGUUGCAUCUGCACUGUCUCACUUGGCAGCCCCGGGCGUGCUCACAGGGCACCUGCCAUUUUGCCACUCCCGAGAGACUUGUCUUCUCUUGGUCUCUCGUUUUUGACAUUUCUAAAUAAAAUUCAACAAAUUCCAUCUAGAAUUUGUUCUGUCCACGAAUUCCACCCAACAGUAUGAAGUUAAGGUGCGUACAGAUAGGUGUUUUGCUGACGGGAAGGAUUCUUACUGGAAAUCCUUGAGUGUGGUCAGGGAGGGUUUUUGGUGUUCAUCCCUUUAACUGAAGAGAUUAGUAUACAGUGAUGCAGUCACAGAUGCAUUUCCGUUUACCACUAGAAAUGUUCACUAUGUAGAAUGCUAUGGGGUAAAUAGUGGACGUGUAAUGCCGGUCAUCGAGACGCCCUGUUUGUUCCGACACGGUUAUUUUUGUGUCUGACAUUCGACAGCACUACAGCAGUUUGUGUAUGUAGUCUCAUGUGAAUAAAUGUUUUAUUCUUGUGGGUUUGUGCAUCACAACAUUAACGGUUGUAUGUAUAUAUAUAUAUAUAUAUAUAUAUAAAUAAUUGUGAAUACAGAAAAGCCAUAUAAGAAUAACUGGUUUAAACUUUCAUGCGGAGUGUGUUGCUUUUCUAUCUUCUGUUUUCAGAUGUUUCCUUGACUCUUAGGAACCAUAAAAGACAGAAACUAAAAGUGAAUAUUAACAUGUGUUUUCCCUCAGUUCUAUGAAUGGAAAGCUUGAGUGGUGCUUAAAGUAGAAAUUAGAGGAAUAUGCCAGAUAGGCGUAUUCUCUAGCAUGUGCUGUCUCCGUCUCACCAGUUCAAUACGGUGUCUCCAACAGCAACGACAUUCUUACAAAAAAAAAAAAAAAGGUCACUCACUGGUCAUGCCUGGCAACCUGCAGAUCUGCUUGUUUGUCACUGUUCCUGCAGAAAUUACCAGAUGUUCAGUUGACUGGUUGUUCUUGCAGCUGCAUUUAUUGCCAGGCACGAAAGAAGUCUCCUGUUUAAAUUGUUAGCAAAGUCAUCUUUUGAGAAAUAUACUUGAUUACUUUCAAGUUUUUUCCUCGAAGGUGAUGUACUACAUAUAUUCAGUAUCGUAACUUUGAUAUGACUGAAUAUGUACAGGGAAUCACUAGAUGAGGCAAAACACUCAUGAACCUGACCAGUAGGCUAAUCUAUUCAUCUAGUCUGGACUCUUUUCAAAGAUUACCUGCGUGAAUGGAUUUGCUUAGUGUAUUAACAGAAAAACAAAUUGCAACCCAAGAAUGCUUGUGCUGCUACAGAAGUGUUAAAUGUUUGUUGAUCAAAUAACAUUUUAGUUCCGUUUGGGGGAAUUUUGAAUCUUCUAUGUAUAUACAUCCUACUUUCUACAACUUGUAAAAUUUCAUAGUGUUUUCACUAUUUGCUUCUGCUUUUUCCCAUAUGAACUCACACACUUUGUACUUUAAAACUGGAUUUGAUAUCUGGGGUAUUUCCUUAUAAAGUUAAGUAUGUGGACUCUGUGAUGGUAAGAGCUAUUUGGGGUCCUUGUUAACAAAAUUCCCAAAUGUUCUGAUCUUGUCUAAAAUAUUGUACAUUACUUCGCUAUUUAUUGUUAACAAUUGCAAAGGGGUUUGGGGUUUUUAAUUUUCAAUGAAAAGGCUGUUAAGCUAAGAGUUUCCUGUUUGUAAAAUAUGUUUUUAUGCUUGUGCUUCUAAAUACAGCUUAGGAAAAAUGUUUUUCUGUUUGUCAUCAGGAUCAUGGUUGGGUAGAUUUUAUUUUUAAUGAAAUUCAGGACAAUGUGUACACUCCAUGACACUCCGUGCUACCAUUAUAUGUUCCAGGAGAAGGCUCAGCAUAUUUUCAAUAUGUUUAUUGACACAACAGGAAUGGGUGAAUAAUAAAAAAAAACUAUCUUAUCAUACUGAAAAUAUUUUUUAUUUUUUGUGAAGUUCUUAUACAGUUUAUUUUUUCAAGUUUGUUUAUUAUAUAGUCAUAUACAGUGUUUAUGAUGCAAUACUGUAUGUGUGAUCAGUUUGUACAUGCUUUCUGACUUUAUUCUCAGCCUUGUCCAAUUUGAGAUGUUGUUUUUUGUGGGAUGCCUUUCUCUGACCCCUGGAAGUGGUGGAAGAGCUUGAGAACACCUGCUCCGAUUCCUUAGUGGCUACAUGCUCCUGUGAUUUAGAUCUUUGCUGGGCACUCCUGGACGACUUUCUUGGGUUCAGAGUGCUGCUUGGGUCCUUAAAGGGGCGGAUCUUUGGAAACUGAAGGCGCCAGGGGGGGCACACGACUUUGAUGGGGACAGGAGCGUUGGGAGUCGCUGCAUCCACAACCGUAACUUCAUUGCCGUCCUCGUUUGCCACUUCUGUUCUGUCACUGUCUUUAGCUGGCUGGAGACCGCUCUCACAUGAAACGAGGCCUGUGGGCUUUACUCUCUUUAGGAUAAUCUUUAAAGUGCGGUUAGUGGGGCACUGAAAAGACUCCCACAGGAUGUGGUCUGAAUUCUUGCCUUCUUCAGGAUUGAGAGGCUGGUCAUCCCUGUAUGAACCAUGAAGUUUUUCUGGGAGUGUAGUGGCCUGAGGGAGACUUGUGUCUUUUCCACAAGCGCAUUCUUCAGAUAACUGAAACAGGUAUAUACAUUAGCAUUACCACUCUUGAUUUAUGCUCAUGGAAUUUCACUUUUGAAAAUAUACAUAAACACCUAACUGAACCAUUCUGUCCAACUACUAAAUCAUUACUCUCGCAUAGACUAAUAAAAAUAUGCUGGUUAUUGUG
Anguilla anguilla (European eel) is the source of this 7640-nucleotide messenger RNA. Its product is annotated as protein cramped-like. Gene Ontology annotation, molecular function: chromatin binding. The transcript is spliced from 20 exons. Gene Ontology annotation, cellular component: nucleus. Bases 775 to 4467 code for a protein of 1230 amino acids. The record is from RefSeq and is a predicted model, not a curated record. Gene Ontology annotation, biological process: pattern specification process. NCBI's taxonomy places the organism in Eukaryota, Metazoa, Chordata, Actinopteri, Anguilliformes, Anguillidae.